Alexandromys fortis (reed vole) is the source of this 5132-nucleotide messenger RNA. RefSeq names its product tRNA methyltransferase 61A (gene Trmt61a). The transcript has 4 exons. The record is from RefSeq and is a predicted model, not a curated record. Gene Ontology annotation, molecular function: tRNA (adenine(58)-N1)-methyltransferase activity. Lineage: Eukaryota; Metazoa; Chordata; Mammalia; Rodentia; Cricetidae. The coding region runs from base 3423 to 4295 and encodes 290 amino acids. Gene Ontology annotation, cellular component: tRNA (m1A) methyltransferase complex; nucleus. Gene Ontology annotation, biological process: tRNA methylation.
ACAGGCUCCAAAGCUACAUAGAAAGCCUGUCUCCAGAAAAAAAAUCUAGAGAGCCUCUCAUUCUUGUGCAUUUGACAGAAUCCGUUCAGGUGCCAGAUGCAAGGAAGACAAGAAGGAGGUGAACAAGGGGAUUGGAUCUCUGCCUUCCUGCCAGAGCCGGGCUGCCCUGAGAGAAUGCCUGCAGGAGGGAUGGCAGGAAUCCCAGGCUUGAGGGAUGAUGUGCUGGAGCUUCAGCAGAAGGCUAUGGAGCAGAGAACUCAGGGCAGAAAGCCUGCCUGCUGGCCUGCCUCUACCCGGGUCAGCAUGAAGGACCACAGCUGCACUGUCCUCAAAAACAACUAGUGAAUCCACCUGUUCUCUCCCUUGCCUUGACCAGUUUCAACCUCUUCUGUUUGAGACAAGAGCCUGUAAACCAGGCUCCUCCUGCCUCAGCUUCCCAAGUCCUAGUAUUAUAGGGUUGAGCCACCGUGCCCAGGUCAAGUCACUAUUUUGUAAGCCAAUUAAAACAACCCCAUAUAGGAAAGUACGUGCUGGGGAUGGUGGUGUCCAGCUCCUUUAAUCUCAGCAUUCAGAAAUUAGAGGCAGAUGGAAUUAUCUGCGAGUUAGGGCCAGCCUAGUCUACAUGGUGAGUUUCAGGACAGCCAGGAUUACAUAGAGACCUUGACACCCCCUCCCAAAAAAAAAAAAGGUAUGUGGAGACAAACACCUAUUAUGCCAGCACAUAGGAGGUGGAGGCAGGAAGAUCAGGAGUUCAAAGCCAGCCUGGGCUCCAUGAGCUCCUGUUUCAAAAAAAAAAAAAUCCCCAGGCUAGACAGCAGGUGUGCCAUAAGCUUAUAAUCCCUGUAUUCUAUGCCCCCUUCAGCCUCCUCAGAAAUAUCUGCAGCUGCCAACCAGGGUACCUACCCCUCUCAGGGAAACUAGUUCGGCAUGAGCCCCAAGUGCUCAAGUUUCUGUCUGUUUCUAGAAAUAGAGAGGAAGCAAACUUGGUGUCCAGGCUUAGGUGGGGGUAGGGGGUUCAGGACUUCCUCUUUGUCUCCAGCAUUUACAGUUUCUCUGCCUCCUCCCCUCCCUUACCCACCUCCCAUCUCCCUGCGAGGACAAGGCCAGGACUCUAGUAAAGGUGAGGAACAGAAGGCAGUUAGAAGUCUGUCCACCGUGGCAGUGAACCACGCCCAGCACUGGAACAGGUGCCUGUGACCUUCAGCCUUGGUCUCGUUCUAAGACCGAAACCUAAAGGAAGAUUGGCCGCUGAGAGAAAGAAGUACUGGCUAGGACGCCCAGAUAUCCCCCAGUGGUCCUAGGGUGCCUAACUUUGGGGGACAAACAGCAGAGACAACAUCAGGGUAGAGAGACGAAGGGCCCUUCACAGCCUUUAGACCACAUAUCGGUGUGAGGUCCCCCACUUGGGGGGCAUUGCUCAGAAGUCCUGGAGGCCCUCACAGCAAUGGAGAAAGGUCAGGGCCUGCUUAUCCAGCCUAGACCCGACUGGGCCCUCUGCUAUCCUUGGCAAUCACAGUAGCUGCUUUGGCAGCUUCUGGGCAAGAAGCUUGGUGACAUCACUCAGUAGAAUUAUGAUUCCAUCUCCUUAGAAAUCACCCAAGUCAUACAUUGACCUCAGGGCCUCAAAGGAGUCCCAGGAAUUUUCAGCACUGUCCAGCCCAGCAGGGCAAGUAUAGGCACAGGCAGAUCCAGGCUCUAGGUUCCACAUAGAGGCCACUCUCAGUCCUGUGCCCAGGGUGCAUUGCUGCUUCGCUGCUUCCUGGCUCGUGGAAUGCAAAGGGGAAGUUGGCAAGGGUAAAGAGAGGGGCAGGGGCUGCAGGGCACAGUGAAACAGGAGGCUAUGCCAGUCAGAGGGAACUCCUCUUUGUUUUUAUGGGUUUUGUUUCUUUUUUGAAACAGGAUUUCUCCUUAGCUUUGGAGCCUGUCCUGGACCUAGCUCUUGUAGACCAGGCUGGCCUCGAACUCACAGAGAUCCGCCUGCCUCUGCCUCCCAAGUGCUGGGAUUAAAGACGUGCACCACCUUGAAAAAUCCAGGCUGAAGCUAGGCAUGACGAUAGCUAGAUCUGAGAAGGUGGACUGGAGAAGGGACACAGGAGGGACAGGGAUACAGCAGUGGACAGCUGGGACCAAGGGAAAACCCCUGUUGAGCUCAUCUAGAGACAUAGUCAGCCCUGGUUUCCAUGCCGCUGAGAGGCUGGGGAAGAGGAACCUCCGAGGAGGAGAAGUGGAAAGUCUAACUCUCCAGAGGAGCAAUUAGGGUGUGGAUUGGGCUGCGCACCAUCAGGGAGUGAAGGAGCCUACUAGAACAGGGACUGUGGAGCCAAGGGCUGGGAUGUCUCAGCUAACGGCUGUGGCUUCCCAGCCUGCGAGACCAAGAAAGCCUCAUCCUUCCUGGCUACCAGAUCAAGGCCAGCUAGGGAAGAGACCUGGAGAGGUCUAAUGUCAGGAACCUGGGUUCCUUCACACAGAGGAGUCCCACUAGCCAGCAGGACUCUAGGAAGGGCAUGUUUGUGGAACCGGGCCACCCCCACUUUGCCAGGCUACAGUAGCCUGGUGGCUGGGGAGUGCAGCCCAGAGUUGGUCACUGCUACCGGUUCUGAGUAACUCAAGUCUCAUGCCCUCCAAUUCCACUAGCUGAGGACCGCAGGAACGCUCUUCACUCCCCACCCCAGCGCUCCUCCCCUCUCCACUUCCUGCUCCACUCCGGGGAAGAACCUUUCCACGGGGGCUCUGAUUCAGCUCUGCUGAGACAAAACACUCCUACAGCUUCCCCUUUCCACCUGGUCUCCAGCAGCUCCUUCCCCAGGCCACGCGUGAGCCCAGUUCAUCCAGCUCUCAAGAUGCCAGGGAUAGCAGGGCCUGGCCUGGGGCCACUUUUGCGGAAUGCUGCGAACUACCCCUGCUCCUUAUACUUGGCCUGGCCCUGGCCAAAGUCUCUGGGUGUCCCACCGCUGCCUCCGAUUCCACUUUCUAGGAUUCAUCCUGGGCUCCAGGCAGGGUGUUUCGGAGCUGAUUGCAAUGACGAAACCUUCUGGUGGGCUCUAAUAAGGAAGCCCUGGGGUUACACAGUUGUCAAAGUGCACUUUAGGGGUAGGCGUAUGCAGCGGGCAGAAGCUCCAUGCUCUGGGCAACCCUAAAAGGCGGCACGCAGACAAACCGCUGGCGAGGAGAGGACUUUUAUUUUGCACACUGCUCGGAUCUCUUAGGCAACGCGCAAGUAUGCACAGAAGACCACGGGAGUGGAGACGCCAGCCGGGAAGCAUCCUCUCGGAGCGCGCAAAGGACAGAGCAGUCUCCCAGCAAUCUCUGCGUUGUUGGCGUCAUCAAAGACGCGCCGGAAGUGUGGCUGCCGCUGCGGAGCCACGUGUGGAGCAGAGAGCCGGUGUAAACUGGGUCUCUGACACUUGGCAGAUGUUAACACCAUGAGCUUCGUGGCAUACGAGGAGCUGAUCAAGGAAGGCGACACAGCCAUCCUGUCACUGGGCCAUGGCUCGAUGAUGGCAGUGCGUGUGCAGCGUGGGGCACAGACCCAGACCCGGCAUGGCGUCCUACGGCACUCAGUGGACCUCAUUGGCCGCCCAUUUGGCUCCAAGGUGAUCUGCAGCAGAGGCGGCUGGGUGUAUGUGCUUCACCCCACUCCUGAGCUCUGGACUGUGAACCUGCCCCACCGCACUCAGAUCCUCUACUCCACCGACAUUGCCUUACUCACCAUGAUGCUGGAGCUGCGACCCGGUUCUGUGGUCUGUGAAUCAGGCACGGGCAGCGGCUCUGUCUCCCAUGCCAUCAUCCGCAGCAUCGCCCCCACUGGCCACCUACACACAGUGGAGUUCCACCAGCAGCGGGCCGACAAGGCCCGGGAGGAGUUCCAGGAGCAUCGCGUGAGCCAGUGGGUGACUGUGCACACCCAGGAUGUGUGCCGCAGUGGCUUUGGUGUCACCCAUGUGGCCGAUGCUGUCUUCUUGGAUAUCCCAUCACCCUGGGAAGCUGUGGGCCAUGCCUGGGAUGCCCUCAAGGUUGAAGGUGGGCGCUUCUGCUCCUUCUCUCCGUGCAUCGAGCAGGUGCAGCGCACGUGCCAGGCACUGGCGGCCCGAGGCUUCACCGAGCUCAGCACCCUGGAGGUGCUGCCGCAGGUCUACAAUGUGCGCACCAUCAGUCUACCCUCGCCUGACCUGGGAGCCAGUGACUCAGAGGUCAGCGCGGGCUCUGAUGCCAGCCCCUUCCGUAGUGGCACACCCAUGAAGGAGACUGUGGGCCACACUGGCUACCUGACUUUCGCCACCAAGACUCCAGGCUAGCAGGCCUGGGCAGGAAUACCACGAGCAAGCAAGGAGGCCAGAGGCUGCCUUAUAUGGUCAGCCACCGCCUGUGAGGCUUGUGUUUAGAAAUAGUUGGCAGGGUUGGGGGGCAGGGGCCUCCUGGGUAGUUGAGGGGGGUGAGUAGGCUGGCCCUGUUCAGGAGGGAGGCAUUGCCGUCUGAGAGGGAAGCCUCCGCCCCAUCACUGCUCCCCACAGGCUCUCUGUUGUCAACAUGAAGUCCCCUCUGCCAGAGGCUCUCCUGGUUGCUGAGACCAGAUGGUACAAGCUGACGGCGGAGGAAGCCCUGGGCACUGCUUGAAGCCUGGACUGACCUACAGGGACAGUGAACUGUCCCUUCCCUGGUAAAGGCUCCAACCACUGGUGGUCCAGAGCUUAGCCACAAGCUGUGGUUGAGCUAACCCAGAAAGCCUGGCCCUGCCUUUAUCUCCUCUGUAUCCCUGGGGCUGGAGCCAGGCUUGCCUGGGGAUCCAAGGAGGUGACCCCAUAGUCUUGGGUCACAUGUGAGCGCACUUGUGCCCAGGAUCCCUGAUGUGCUGUCCUCUGGGACUAGGCUCGUCCUGUGCAAAGGGAGUCCAAUAGGCGUCUACGCCUCCAGUGAUCUCUCAAGCCCAUGUUGGAGCUAGGGUCAGAGAGGGGCCAUGGAAGAGGUGGCGCAUGGCCUAGGAGCUCUGGCUAUGGCCCUGCUGCACAUGUCACCUUGGGGCUGCCCUGCGUCUGCUGCUGAUGCAUGGAACCAGCCUUUGGGAGAAUUGUCUGUGUCCUAUUGGCCCCUGAGUGUACCUAGUGGAGCAAUAAAUGUUCUGUCUUACCCCCUAC